Stylonychia lemnae is the source of this 1683-nucleotide messenger RNA. NCBI's taxonomy places the organism in Eukaryota, Ciliophora, Spirotrichea, Sporadotrichida, Oxytrichidae. The record is from the annotation of a GenBank genome assembly.
AUGGAAAGGAAAAACUAAGAGAUAUAUGUACAGGAUGAUGCUAAUUUAAGAAAAUGCGGAAUAUAAAAUAAGGAUACGGUAACGCUAUUUUUGGGUAAAAAUAAUUUCGGUUGGCAUCUCGCUUAAAAAAAUCUGAUAGAGUUUGUAAUUCCUGCUAUUUUGAAAAAUGAAGGCAUUUGCUGGCGAAAAUUAGAUAAUUUUUAAAGUGAUUUUCAUCAAUUUAUAGAUAAGGAAUCUUAAGUUGUUGAACUUUUGCCUCAUAAUAAAUUUUUUAAGAGAUCUGUUGAAUUGAAAAUUAAGGCCUUGCCGUAGGCUAACUAUGCCAUAUUUAUCCAGAAAAAUACUUAGCAUGCUAAGGAACUUGAUAUCUGGCGAACUAUCCCAUACUAAUCUGAAGAAGAUGGCUUAUUGAAGUUGCGUCUUAAUACUUUCUCGAACAUGUUCGUAUCUUUAAAUCCUAAAGGAUAAUUUUCAAUAGAAGAAAAAAAAACUGAGCAAGAAAUGAAGUCCUCUAAUGUUAAAUUUCACAAAUUCGAGCCCGGGUUAAACUUUGUUAUUAGCAAUCCUUGCGAUGAUGAAUCAUGUAGCAAAGCUGAAAAAUUUCCUGUAUAAGUUCUUCCCUUAAAUUACAUGGAAUUGGAUAUUAGUAAAUUAGAUAAAUAUAAAUGUCCCUGUGGGGACGAGUUAAAUCCUUACCAAAUUAGUCAAAUCAUAAUAAUGCUUGCUUAGGCCACAAUUAAAUAUGCUAUUGACAAAGGGCCAGGCAAAAAAUCUCCUACUUAAAGCAUUGAUUUAGUUGCAAAAGAUAACGAAAUUAUGGUCAUUGGAAAUGGUUGCCCAAUCAAGUAUACCAAAUUUAUUAUAUCGGUAGUACCUUCGGCAAAAGAUCCUAAGGAUAUCAAAGAACUUGUUAAAGCAGGAUUUGCAGAGCUAGAUGAAUUUGGCAAUGCAAUCGGCAAAAUGUUUUAGUUGUCUAAUGACUCUGGGGUUCGCAUUAAAGUCCUAGUUGGAAAAUUUUUUGAUGAUGAAGGAUUCACAUUAGAAUCAUUUAAUUAAAAUGCAGGAAAAGAUCUUAGAGAAAAUAACUUCGAGGUGGUAGUUACUGAGAAUGUAGAUUAAUUUGUGAAACUAAUCAAGGAUGGAGAAUAUAGUUCUGCUUUAAUAAUAAGUGAUAGUUAUCAGCGCUAUUAAGGCACAUAAGCUUAAAAAAAUGAAUAUGUGGAGGCGGUUUACACUUUUUGGAAGAAAGGCAACGGCUUAAUGAUUUUUGAAGAUAAUGAUGCAUUGGAUGAUAGCCUCUCCAACAUAGCUUUAAGAAAACUCUUGGGAUUCACUUUACAUGGUAAUGAUCCUGGGUGUAAGGUGCUAUUUCCAUCUACGUCCAUAAUUCCUGAAAAAGGAAAAUUCUCAGUCCACGAAAUAUUCACUGGUAUAGUAUGCAGCAUCCAUGAAGGAGUUACUAUAGCAAGACCAAAAGGGAUGCUUCCUCCAUCUAUAAAAGUAGUAGCUAAAUCUAGUAGUGAUGAGCCCUGCAUAAUGUGCUAUGAUAAUGAAAAUUUAGGAAGAGUUGUUAUUGAUACAGGGUUUACAAAACUAUUCUAACAUAACUACAAAGAGACUGCCGGUACAUCUUAUUACAUAAAGAAUGCAGUGGUCUGGAUUAAUAGAGCUAAUCUCUCUUGA